Molecule: messenger RNA, 300 nt
Organism: Budorcas taxicolor (takin)
Lineage: Eukaryota; Metazoa; Chordata; Mammalia; Artiodactyla; Bovidae
Gene: FREY1
Product: Frey regulator of sperm-oocyte fusion 1
Exons: 3
Coding region: 1-300 (99 amino acids)
Source: RefSeq, a predicted model, not a curated record
AUGGUUCUCGCCAUGCUGGGGGCUCUGCACCCCAGGGCCGGCCUGAGCCUCUUCGUCCUGUACCUCGUCCUGGCAGCCGCGCUCCUCCGCCCCCAGCCACUGAGGCCUCAGCGAGCCGUUCCUGAGGAAUUUUCGGCCCCCCUGGAACUCUCGGCGCCGCUCUCCGGCCUGGUGGAUGACUACGGGGUCCGACCGAAACACCCGUGGCCUCGGGGGCCCCGACCCCUGCUCUCCCGGGCCCAGCAGCGCAAGCGAGACGGGCCCGACAUGGCCGAGUACUACUAUGACUCACGCCUGUGA